AUGGAACAGCAUGGCACUGAUCCAAAGAACAUUGUUGGUGGCGGAAGAGGUGGCGCCAGACCACAGCCAAUGCAAGGAGGAGGAGGCAUAGCACAAGGUGGAGCUGCACAGGGAGCUGGAGCAACCGGAGCGAAUAUCAUUUGUGGCGGUGGUGGAGGUGGUGGCGCAGCCAUGCAAGGUGGAACGAAACAAGGAGGAGCAGGUGCUGGUGCAAAGAUCACCUGA
Molecule: messenger RNA, 225 nt
Organism: Necator americanus (New World hookworm)
Lineage: Eukaryota; Metazoa; Nematoda; Chromadorea; Rhabditida; Ancylostomatidae
Exons: 1
Coding region: 1-225 (74 amino acids)
Source: RefSeq, a predicted model, not a curated record